Helobdella robusta is the source of this 939-nucleotide messenger RNA. RefSeq lists its product as hypothetical. The annotation marks the transcript as partial. Gene Ontology annotation, molecular function: zinc ion binding; histone H3K9 methyltransferase activity; protein binding. NCBI's taxonomy places the organism in Eukaryota, Metazoa, Annelida, Clitellata, Rhynchobdellida, Glossiphoniidae. The record is from RefSeq and is a predicted model, not a curated record. The transcript is spliced from 6 exons. Gene Ontology annotation, cellular component: nucleus.
UACCUGGUGAAGUGGAAAGGCUGGAGCAACGAGCACAACACCUGGGAAUCCAGGGAUAAUCUUCUAAACUGCCUUGACCUUGUGACCCAGUUCGAGAAAGGUCAUAUGAUGGAAAAGUUUCUAGGUUAUUCAAAGGCCAAAGUUCAUAGGCCUGAUAGUAACAGUAAUAAUAGUAGUAAUAGUUAUGGUGAGCUGAACAACAUUUUAAAAACGUGGGAAUCUGAGAUGAACUCAAAAAACCCGCACCUCCCUAAAAUAAUCGUCGAGAACAAUGUCGAUUUUGAAGGACCCCCAACUAAUUUUGUAUUCAUAACCGAACGGAUCGCCAGUAGGGAUGUGCUGUUAUUGGAGGACCCCAUUGUCGGCUGUGACUGUGCUAUGGGCGUCUGCUAUAAGGAUAAAAGAUUGUGUUCUGGUAGGUUGGUUGGAUGGUUGCUGAGAUACGACAAAAAAGGUCUUUUAAAUCCACUAGUUAUUGGAAAUCCUAUAUAUGAAUGUAACAAAAGAUGCUCUUGUUCAGCUAACUGCAUCAACAGGGUGGUGCAGAAGGGUCGCAAGUAUCCAGUUUCUAUUUUUAGGACCAGUGAUGGGCGCGGUUGGGGUGUGAAAUCUUUGGAGAAAAUUCCUAAGGGUGCUUUCGUUGAGGAAUAUAUAGGAGAGGUCAUCUUGUCAGAGGAGGCGGAGAAACGAGGUCAGCAAGAUAAUUCCGAAGGUUUGACCUACUUAUUUGACCUAGAUUUCUAUUCAAGAGACUGUGCCUACACAGUUGAUGCAAAAACUUACGGAAAUGUUUCGCAUUUCAUCAACCAUUCAUGCGAUCCCAACUUGGCGAUAUUCAAUGUGUGGGUGGAUAAUUUGGACAUCAAACUUCCGAGACUCGCCCUCUUCGCCAUCAAAGAUAUCAAAAUGGGGGAGGAGCUAACUUUCGAUUACCACAUC